AUGCACUUUCUCAGGUCUUUUGUCAUAACUUUGAGCGCAGCAAAGGCAUUUGCGGCCACCUCUACAACAGCCGCAGCCGCAAGCUCAAUCACUGGAUGCCAUACUCAUGGAUCGGAUAUUUUCUGCUUCGAUAGAUCUGGUCAUGAGGUCCUGGUAUCGGUGACUGCAACACCAACGAGUGGAACACCCGCGCAGUACACUGGCUGCCACUCACACGGCGACGAAUCAUAUUGCAUGGAUCAAGAUGGCAAUGAUGUUCUAGUAAAGGAGCAAGAGUCCGAUGGAGAAGAGUCCGAAGAGCACGACCAUGACCAUGACCGUGACCAUAGCCAUGAACACAGCCAUGAGGAAUCUGAAGAAUCCACGUCGGGAGAGAAAACUAAUUGCCACUUCCAUGCUGGUGUGGAACAUUGUGUCGGCUCAGGAGAGUCCGAGGAAAGUAGCCAUCAGUCCUGUGGCAUCCAAACAAGAGACUACAAUGUGCCUCUGAGGAUUGGAACACUAUUCGUGGUUCUCAUUACCAGUGCGAUCGGUGUUUUUGCCCCUAUACUAUUAGCCAAACUGCCCUUUGCCUCCAUCAACUCCAUGGUAUCAACGGUCCUCAAGCAAUUCGGCACGGGCAUCAUCAUCGCGACGGCAUUUGUUCACCUAUAUACACAUGCUUCGCUCAUGUUCACCAACGAAUGUCUGGGUGAGCUGGACUACGAAGCGACUACUUCUGCAGUGGUAAUGGCUGGCAUAUUCCUGGCAUUCUUGUUUGAAUAUAUCGGCUACCGAGUUACUGCCGCCAGGGCCGCCAAAGCAGUCACGUCACCUUCGGAGCCUUCUAGCCCUGAGCAAUCUUCUCGCAAAGAAGAUGUUCCAUCUCACCCGCAGUCUACACUGGCACAAAUGGGACAUAGCCAUGGGGUUGCUCUUGAUCCAACCAGGCCAAUCACACAGUUUUCUGUAAUUGUCAUGGAAGCUGGUGUCCUGUUCCACAGUAUAUUGAUUGGUAUCACCCUGGUUGUUGCCGGCGACUCUUUCUAUAAGACACUUUUGGUGGUCCUUGUGUUCCAUCAAUUUUUCGAAGGCCUGGCACUCGGGGCUCGAAUUGCGACGCUCCCUGGCUCGAUCUUUCCGUUAAAAGCCAUUAUGGCCGCAGCCUUCGCUCUUAUCACUCCUAUCGGUAUGGCUAUUGGACUGGGCGUGCUGCAUUCUUUCAACGGAAAUGAGAAGAGCACUCUUAUUGCGCUCGGCACACUAGAUGCCCUUUCUGCUGGAAUUCUUGCGUGGGUGGGUGUUGUGGAUAUGUGGGCUCGAGACUGGGUUAUUGAGGGAGGCGAAAUGCUCAAUGCACCUCUAGGUAGAGUAUUGAUCGGUGGUUUAUCUUUGGUGACUGGGCUUAUUCUGAUGGGAGUGCUUGGUAAAUGGGCCUAA
Penicillium subrubescens is the source of this 1419-nucleotide messenger RNA. It is a transcript of the gene zrfC, whose product is annotated as putative ZIP Zinc transporter. Gene Ontology annotation, molecular function: zinc ion transmembrane transporter activity. The record is from RefSeq and is a predicted model, not a curated record. Gene Ontology annotation, biological process: zinc ion transmembrane transport. Gene Ontology annotation, cellular component: plasma membrane. NCBI's taxonomy places the organism in Eukaryota, Fungi, Ascomycota, Eurotiomycetes, Eurotiales, Aspergillaceae. The transcript has 4 exons. Bases 1 to 1419 code for a protein of 472 amino acids.